AUGGCGGAUAUCGACCCCGUAGUUGAGAAGAGGGUGGUACGCAAGUUCGACAAGCAUAUGGUGCCGCUGCUGGCGACGCUGUAUUUGUUGGCGUUUCUGGAUAGAUCGAAUAUCGGAAAUGCCCGUAUUGCUGGUUUGGACACGGACCUCAAGCUCAGCAGCUCGCAGUACCAGUGGCUUCUUACUAUAUUUUACAUCUCGUACAUUGUCUUUGGGUUCCUGACUAUCAUGUGGAAGGUGGUUCCUCCUCACAUCUGGGCGUCCACUUGCGUCCUCGCUUGGGGCAUCGUCUCGACUGCACAGGCUGCAACGCAUAACUGGGAGGGCAUGAUGGCGCUCCGCUUUCUGAUGGGAGUUGCGGAAAUUGCAUACGGACCUGGAGUACCCUACCUACUCUCCUUCUUCUAUCUGAGGCACGAGCUAGGCUUACGAUGCGGAUUGUUUUUGUCGGCUGCACCGCUGGCGAACACGUUUGCUGGAGCGUUGGCAUACGGUAUUACGAGUGGCGAUCCCGGAAUGGCGCAAUGGAGAGUCUUGUUCUUGGUGGAAGGCUUGCCAACAAUCGUCAUGGCUGCGAUGGCGUGGUUCUUUCUGCCGGACAGUCCCGAGAAGGCAAAGUUUUUGACGGAAGAGGAGAAGGCUGUUGCGAGGGCUCGUGGCGUGGCACAAGCCGGUGCUGCAACGAGAAUUGGAAGUAUCAAUUUCAAGGAGAUGUUUGAAGGGCUUUUGGAUCUUAAAGGAUGGAUCUUGGGAAUCAUGUACUUCUCCGGCAAUGUAGCAUUCUCCUCGCUACCCGUUUUCCUGCCAACUAUUCUGGCUGAGAUGGGAUUUUCGAAAGUCAACGCUCAGGGGUUGACGGCACCGCCCUUCUUCCUUUCGUUCCUCAUGGUCAUCGCGACGUGCUAUAUCGCUGACCGAACGCAACAGCGAGGCAUCGUAAUUGCUAUACUUACCGCGAUUGGUGGUGCUGGAUAUGUGAUUUUGGCUACAACCAAGACAGUGGGAGCAAGAUAUUUCGGCGUGUUCCUUGCAGCAGCCGGUAUCUUCCCAGCUAUUGGCAAUGUCCUGCCUUGGGUCACCAACAAUCAAGGAUCCGACACAAGACGAGGUACUGGCAUUAUCAUUCUGAAUCUCGUCGGGCAAUGCGGUCCACUGCUGGGUACUCGCUUGUAUCCGAAAUCAGAGAAGCCUCUUUAUGUAAAAGGACAGUCAGUGUGUGCAGGAUUCAUGUUCCUGUUUUGCAUCCUAUCUCUUCUGCUUAGGACUGUGCUUGUGUGGGAAAACAAGAAGCUUGACAAGAAACAUGGGACGGUAGUGGAACAGAAGUUGGCGAGACAGGAAGCGAUAGAGCGAGGGGAACAUGUGCAGGACAUUACAUUGGAGAACUAUGGCCCGAUGUUCCGCCAGGCCCACUAA
Pyrenophora tritici-repentis Pt-1C-BFP is the source of this 1416-nucleotide messenger RNA. Its product is annotated as NarK, Nitrate-nitrite transporter. The record is from RefSeq and is a predicted model, not a curated record. Gene Ontology annotation, molecular function: transmembrane transporter activity. NCBI's taxonomy places the organism in Eukaryota, Fungi, Ascomycota, Dothideomycetes, Pleosporales, Pleosporaceae. Gene Ontology annotation, biological process: transmembrane transport. Gene Ontology annotation, cellular component: membrane.